GUCUGCCGUGGCCCGUGACGCGCCCGGCCACCGAACACAAAUCACCAUCUUACAGAGCAUCAAAAGAAGCCUAUUUGUAAGCAUGCUACGAUGGACGAGGACCUCCGUCGCCUGCCUGGAUUCGCCUGGUACACGAAGCAGCCCAUCUGCGACAACACAUUAGAUAAUGCACAGCUGGAGACACGAUGCCCGCUCGACAAUGGUCGACACUCUGACGCGUCCGUUCCGUUGCGAUAUUCCGCCGGCAAGCUCGACCAGCUCCCGGCGGAACUCCUCAUCCAUAUUCUUCACCAAAUCGACAUUCCUUCGCUGACUAGAUUCCGUCGCGUCAACCGACGAGCGAUGGAGCUUGUCGAUAGUCUCCCUUACUACAAUGUCCUCGUCAAGCAUUUCCCCAACAUCAUCCGUGCCAUUGUCAGCAUCCAGGCAGACUCCUUUGACUGUGGUACACUAUAUAGGACCCUCAGCACAAAGAAAUGUUCAACAUGCAAGCGUUUUGGCGAUUAUCUUUACCUUGUCGACUGCCGCAGGGUCUGUUACUUUUGCUAUACCCGGCAGCCGGAAUUCUUCCCACUUACAACUCAACAAGCAUCGGCUUUUUUCACAUCGAAUCUGAAGAAGCAGCGCAAGGCUGCCACUAGCCGCCAAAUCUUGCAUGCGGCGAAACCUCCAAGCGUCCUAAGCCUACCCGGGCGGUACUGUACCGCCUGGGGGAGUGAUGGAGGCAAUCUGGCGCGGAAGCGGAUUCGACUCUACGAUCGUCGGUCAGUCGUCCACAGUCUAGCAGAGAUCGAUCUUCCAACGUUGGACAAAACUACCAGGGAACCUCGGCGAUUCAUGGCAAUCAUUACUGCGCCAUAUCUUCUUGAUAGUGGGCGGCGUGUCGACUGGGGCUACUUCUGCUCUGGCUGCAAGGAGAAAACGAGGCAUUUCAGGAUCAAGUACACAAAAGCCGACCUUCUGGAACACUUUGCGAGGUAUGGGCGUGUGGAAGAGAUGCCGAGAAUUCCCGGCAGGUUCACGCACGCCACUCCGAUAUGACAAGCCAAUUCAAGUUCUCUACCCAACAAUAGAAAGAAAUAGAAAUACUUUCGAUAUGUCCCUUUAUCUACAUCAGGCGCCCGUUUAGAUUCUUUCGCUAGCCCCGACAUAAUACUUCAACGCAUUAGCACUACUUGAAUUCCUCUGUCUUCCUACAACCGCAGGUGUACUUGCGGUAGGUUUGGAUGCACAUGGUGGUUGAGAUAGAGUGUCUUGUCGUGUCGUGAUCCUGCAGCGUAAUGCGACGGCGUCCGUGAGGAAUGGGUCUGCGUUACAACUUGGAGGUCAGAACAUACAUAUCUCCAGAGCAGAAGCAAAUAAGUCUAAAUUACCGUGGUGUGUUGCAGAAAACGCCAGAGCACGAGGCAGAAGAAGGUGACGAGGGCUAGUGUAUAGAGCUUGGAACUGUAUCCAAGGGCUAUGAUUCUCCUGCUCAUGACUCGGAAUCUUCUGGCCUUUUAUGUACAAACUUAGCCCCCCAAAGGCACGUAGAUAUACUCGUCCUUGUUGGCUGUAGAUAUGUGUUUUCUCAUUAGGCGCCCUGCCGUG
Messenger RNA from Xylaria bambusicola, 1590 nucleotides. RefSeq lists its product as uncharacterized. Bases 91 to 1041 code for a protein of 316 amino acids. Gene Ontology annotation, molecular function: protein binding. NCBI's taxonomy places the organism in Eukaryota, Fungi, Ascomycota, Sordariomycetes, Xylariales, Xylariaceae. The record is from RefSeq and is a predicted model, not a curated record. The transcript has a single exon.